Messenger RNA from Acanthoscelides obtectus, 840 nucleotides. The record is from the annotation of a GenBank genome assembly. NCBI's taxonomy places the organism in Eukaryota, Metazoa, Arthropoda, Insecta, Coleoptera, Chrysomelidae.
GACUUGUGAGCUUGUCACAGAAAAUCACUCAAAAGUCAUUCACUCGAAAAAUUAAACCAAAAAUUUCCUAAGUCUGUUUUACAAAAUACGAUGUAAUGACAAUGAGCGAUUACUACAAAAUACUAAACAUUCCAAGAAAUGCGGCGAAGGAUCAAAUCAAGAAAGCCUAUAAGCAGCUUGCCCUGAAAUGGCAUCCAGACAAAAAUCCAAACAAUCCUGAAGAGGCUAAUAAGAAAUUCAGAGAGAUAUCUCAGGCUUAUGAGGUGUUGUCUGAUCCAAAGAAAAAGAAACAUUAUGAUUUGUAUGGAAAAGAUGGCUUCAGUUCUAGACUAGAUAGAGAUGAUGACGGAUUUUGUGAUUUUGGAGGAUUCGGCUUAUUUAACUUCAGAGAUCCUGAAGAUAUUUUCAGGGGAAUUUUUUGGUGGGAGCAUAUCAGAGAUAUUCGGUCUAACAAGCCCAUCAAGAAGGGACAGCUCUAGAAGAGGCAGCAAUCUCUCUAGCUCUGUGUUUGCUCAAUUCAACGAUAUUGACAGCAUUUUUGGUGCUGUAGAGCGCUCUUUUGCAGGAGUGCCUAAUCAAGGCACUUACGUAAGGCAAAUGUCAACAGAUACUCAAAUUAUCAACGGAAAGAAAACGACAACUAAGAGAAUCAUUGAGAAUGGAAAAGAGAUAAUCGAGAAGUAUGAAAAUGGUGUGUUGACUUUCAAAAGCGUCAACGGAAAACCAGCUAGCAUAACAUAUCGCUAAUACUCGUGUAGAAUAAAGUUGUGCAGUUUGAAUUCGUGGCAAUAAAUUUUCGAUAAUUAAAUACAGCUAUCUAUUCAUUAUCAUACAAUAAAC